GGAAAAUUUGACAUUUUUUUUUUUGUUUGUAGAAAUUACUAUAAAACGUACCCCUCGUCCAGGCGCAGACGGCAGAUCUGAACUCGCGACUCGCACGAUUUCGUCGCCGUCUUCCUCCACUUAUCGCUUUCCUCCUGCAGAUGGCACCGAAGCCCGUAACAAGCCCCAUCCCCAUCCAUUUAUACCCUAUGCUCUCUGCGCUGUUGCUCGUUGUUGGUCUCCUCGUCACUGCCUUCUUCUUCAUUUACGAAGCUACUACAUCGACUAGGAACCGUUGCCUGGCAAAGGAGCUUGUGACAGCUGCAGUGGCAUCUGUCUUCUUGGGCUUUGGGUCUCUAUUUUUGCUCCUCGCCACUGGCGUCUACGUUUGAAGAUGUGUGGAUCAAUGAAUUUUCAAAUUUUAUACUGACCAUUAUAUUUAGAUUUACCCUUUAUAUUUCAGUCAUGCAUUUUCUGAGUAUGAUAAUUGACUUUGGUUAACAAGAUUUUGUAGUUUGGUAUGCAGCUAGCCGAUAAGGUUUAUUUCA
Zingiber officinale is the source of this 527-nucleotide messenger RNA. RefSeq names its product transmembrane protein 258-like. Gene Ontology annotation, biological process: protein N-linked glycosylation. Bases 141 to 371 code for a protein of 76 amino acids. The record is from RefSeq and is a predicted model, not a curated record. Gene Ontology annotation, cellular component: membrane-bounded organelle. Lineage: Eukaryota; Viridiplantae; Streptophyta; Magnoliopsida; Zingiberales; Zingiberaceae. The transcript is spliced from 4 exons.